AUGAAACGCGUAUCUGCGAAGAAGUCGACAUUGAGCCAAGACCAAGCAGCGGGGAAUAGUGGUGUCGUUGGUCAUGUGUUCAAACUAGACUCACGGAACUACUCGGAGGUUAUGGAGAGCGUCAAGUGCAAAGAGUGGCAUGUCGCGGUGCGCGAGGAAAUAAGCGCUCUCGAAGCAAACGACGCGUGGACUUUGGCGCGACGCUCGAGACACAUCAAUUUUCUCCGCACCAAGUGA
Messenger RNA from Peronospora matthiolae, 237 nucleotides. Lineage: Eukaryota; Oomycota; Peronosporomycetes; Peronosporales; Peronosporaceae. The record is from the annotation of a GenBank genome assembly.